Messenger RNA from Seriola aureovittata, 2001 nucleotides. Its product is annotated as histidine N-acetyltransferase-like. Gene Ontology annotation, molecular function: acyltransferase activity, transferring groups other than amino-acyl groups. The record is from RefSeq and is a predicted model, not a curated record. NCBI's taxonomy places the organism in Eukaryota, Metazoa, Chordata, Actinopteri, Carangiformes, Carangidae. The transcript has 4 exons. Bases 571 to 1539 code for a protein of 322 amino acids.
GAGGGAGAGAGAGGGAGAGAGGAAGAGAGGGAGAGUCAGACUUAUUCAUAUUCUGACUCCAGUUAAUGGAGCCACUCCCGUGCGUAAUGGGAUGUUUGGCUUGUUUUGACUCUUGGCGCGUGUCACAGCGUCAGCGCGCGCUCCAGUCCGUCUUAAAGAAGCUCGUGUGCACACGUCCCCUCGGUCCUCACACGUUGACUGUCACACUUCACACCGGUUCACUCUGCAGCUUCCCUCCAGGACUCUGACUGACACGGAUCUGUUGGGUUGGGUGUGUUCACGGUCACUUGAAGCGUUUUAAACAUCCGUGUUAAACACCAUUGCUAUGUUGUGGAUCUUGAACGCAGCCCAAGAUUUUUUCCUUUUGUUUCUUUCCAUGUCCAUUUGAUUUCCUGAACCAGAGUCUCCUCCACAGUGAGAAACUUUCAAAAUCACAGAUGUUAUAGGGAAAGAAACAGUGAGCACAGAAGAUUCACAGUGUUUUAGAAACUCACAUCAGCUGUUAAAAGGAUCUUAUGCAACAGUUCAGAUCAAAUCAGAUCAGCUGGUUUAGUUGAAAGCAGGUUCUGGAUGUCUGCAGCGGGGGAAGCCUGUGAUGUGGAGCACAGCCUUGCAGAAGAGAAGGACUUCCAACAGGUCCUGAACAUCUGCAGCAGUGAGGACUUUGAUGGGCUGGACUACAUGGCUGUGACCUUUCACCGCUGGCUGCAGGAGCCUGGACGCCUCGUCUUCAUCACUAGGAUGAAGAACAGAGUGGUGGCGCUGGAGUCUGCGCUGCUUGUGGACGGUGGUCAGACGGUCGUGUUUCAGGGUCUCAGGGUGGCACCUGAUUUGAGAAGUCGUGGAAUCGCUGGCGCCCUCCAGAGGCACGUGACUGCCUACAUCCGCUGCCACUACCCAGAAGUCUCUGCUCUCAGGCUGAGCCGAGGAAACGAGCCUUCACCAGAAACACUGGCCAAGUACAGACUCGUUGCUAAAGAGGCCAUCUUGUCUCUGUGCUGCGAGGCGACUGACCUCGGCCGCUUCGUCGCUGAGCUUCAGUCCAGACUCUCCUGCCAGGCUGACUCCUCCCCCGGAGGUCCAGUGACUCUGAACCAGCAGCAGGCGGAGACUCUGGUCCUGACCGACCAUGUGGUUUCCAACUUGCUGCCCGGCAAAACCAUCGUCAACGACUGGGAGCCUCUGAAGCCCGUGGAGGCCAACCUGGAGGUGCUGCGCCGCAGGAGUCUGACAUGGAUUGCAGACCGCGAGUUUGAGCCCUCAGCCAUCAGCCUGUGCACCGCACCGUACGCCGUCCCCUACCGCCACGACGCCCUGCAUUUCAACAUCAACAUCUACGGCCGCAGUUUGUCUUCGGUCUGCGCCGUGUUUCUGGCUCAGCUUGAAGCUCUGCUGCCAAGUCUCCAAGGGUACCUGAUCUUCCACACCUACGUGGACCCUGCAGUUUGGUCAGGGUUACGUCAGUUCUGCCAGAACAACGCUAAUGUGUCCUUCUUCAAGGACUACUGGGAGGACGUCAUACUGGAGAAAGACCUCUGAAUUGCCUUGGCUUUGUAGAAAUCCUUAGGGGUCCAGGGUAUCUUGAGGCUUGUCAGGGAUCCUUAAAGGGUUGCAUGGGUCAUUGAGUGUUUUCAAGGGGUCUUGAGGCAUUUUAUGUCCUGGCUCCAAACUGUGGAUGAACGGCUCUGUGUUGGUUUUCCCAGGUCCAAGUCAGUAGACUGUGCAAGAGCUGCCUGUUAAAAUGCAACAGGCUACAUCUUAAAUGUUUAUAAAAUCUCUUCUUGAAACAUCCUGUUCUGUAAAGCUUUUAUAAAUAUUUAAUAUGUUGCCAGGUUAUAAUCCCAGUUUUGUUUCUUUAUAUUUUUAACUUUAUUUUAUACCCAUUGUUUUAACAUUAAUGUUUGUUUUUAUUGUCAUGUGUUUUAUCAGUGCUUUUAUAUUUCGUCCUGUAAAGAACUGUGGAAGUUUGUUAAGAAAGUAAAUAAAUAACGUUUAUCACUA